AUGGGAGUGGGCAUGAAGCGCGCGAGGGAGGAAGAGCCAGUUGUGUCGCUGGCGCUGUCGCUCAGCACAGACUCCUCGGCGACGUCCACCACGACGUCGGAGUCAGACAGUUCGACCGGUGCGCCGGCGAUGGUCCCCAGGAAGAGGGCGCGGCGAGGGAGAGCUGUGGCCACGUCCGGGGAGGGGGAGUUCGUGUGCAAGACUUGCGGGCGUGCCUUCGAGACGUUCCAGGCGCUCGGCGGGCACCGGACUAGCCACCUGCGCGGCCGCCAUGGGCUGGAGCUCGGCGUCGGCGUCGCCAGGGCCAUCAAGCAGCGGAAGCGGCAGGAGGAAAAGCAGCACGACUGCCACAUCUGCGGGCUGGGCUUCGAGACGGGCCAGGCGCUGGGCGGGCACAUGCGGCGGCACCGCGAGGAGAUGGCACUCAGCGGCGCCAUGGACUGGUGGGUUGCGCUGUCGGAUCAAGAGGCUGGGCACCAGCACGCCGCCGACCGGCCGCCAGUCUUUGCUCGAGCUGUUUGUCUAGUUAGCUAG
Triticum turgidum subsp. durum (durum wheat) is the source of this 534-nucleotide messenger RNA. The record is from the annotation of a GenBank genome assembly. Lineage: Eukaryota; Viridiplantae; Streptophyta; Magnoliopsida; Poales; Poaceae.